Molecule: messenger RNA, 1095 nt
Organism: Cheilinus undulatus (humphead wrasse)
Lineage: Eukaryota; Metazoa; Chordata; Actinopteri; Labriformes; Labridae
Exons: 6
Coding region: 143-802 (219 amino acids)
Source: RefSeq, a predicted model, not a curated record
UCAGCUCACAGCAGAGAGGAUAUAUGCCAGUGACACAGGGGAGACUGGUGAUUAAAAGAAGGCGGUGAAGAUUGAGAAGGACCUGAGAAAGCUGAGUGUUGAAGACAACCCAGCAGUGUCUUACAAAGGAGCCAUCUAGAGGAUGAAGAUGUAUGUAGCUGCUGCUAUUGUGUUGCUGUGUCUUCUCUCACUGGGACAGUCAGCUCCACAGGCCAGUUGUGACAGUCUGGUCAAACCGAUUACAAUCAGCAGUGAAGAAAUGUUGGGGAGAUGGCUGUACAUCGGUGGGAGCUCUGACCUUCCAGGAAGUCGCUCUCUGGCUCACCUGAUGACCAGCGUCUGGUUGGACAUCACGGCAACCUCCCAGAGCAACGUCCUCAGUCUUUUCCAGACCCAGAAAAUAUAUGGCAGAUGUUCCAGCUUAAUUUACAAUGUGACGUUUGAAAACAGUGCAAUGUUAAUUGAGCAACCUUUUUACCUCAAAGAAGUCUACCUGCCAACUGACUGCCCUGACUGUCUGGUUGUUUAUGAAGAAAUCAUCUCUGGAACAGAUACUUUCAGAAGUCUUCUACUGUUUAGCAAACGUAAUAGCGUCUCACCAGCUGAUGUAGAAAUGCUAAAGAAACAGGCAGUUUGUCUCCAGAUGCCAUCAGUUCUCAUGGUAGACACAAAUGAAGAAACCUGCCCAGACAACAUCAAUCCAUCAGAGGGGAUCAGUGCCUUCGACAAGUUAUUACAGGCCAAAACAGGACACCGAUUUGCAAGAAUCCUGGAUACUAUAUUUGAUUGGUUUGUGAACUGAUAAGUGUUGAUCCAUGCCACUAUUCAUUUUUUGUUGCUAAAGUCUUUAAUUGUCCCACAAUACUUGAGGCAGGUGUGAUAAUAAUGUUUGAUUAAAUGAAAGCACUGAAACAGAUGACUAUCCUUACUAUUUUAAUAAGUGGUUUUGCAGGUUUUACUGGCUUCACUACUGUCAAAUAGUAAAUUUUCAAUGUCACACAUUAUUAGAUAAACUAAGCACAAAAGUAAAGAAUUUUGUGUUUGGUGGAUUAUUUCUUUGUUGUUACAGUGCUUCUUGGCAAUAAAUCUUACAAU